Saccostrea cuccullata (small rock oyster) is the source of this 3723-nucleotide messenger RNA. Its product is annotated as E3 ubiquitin-protein ligase RBBP6-like. NCBI's taxonomy places the organism in Eukaryota, Metazoa, Mollusca, Bivalvia, Ostreida, Ostreidae. The coding region runs from base 210 to 3356 and encodes 1048 amino acids. The transcript is spliced from 4 exons. The record is from RefSeq and is a predicted model, not a curated record.
UUAGAGUUGUUUUUGAGAUAUUUGUAUUAAGAAGUAUUCAUAUCUGCAUAAAUAUAGGGCGUAAGUAAAUUUAAAAUACGAAUUAUACAGAAGCAUGUAAACACGAUUCUGUCGGCAUUGCAAUGGACUAUUUACAUUUAGUUUUAUAGUAACCAUGUAUAGUAGGAUGGCAUCGCUCAACAAAAUGUUUAGCUUGAUAACUAUAGAUAAUGUCCCAUGUCAAGAAGAAAGAACAGACCAAGAAAUCUAAACGGACACUCCACUUACUAGAACAGCUUGUCAGAGAUCAGGUGGAAAUAGAUAUAGAGAACAUGGACCGGAAGAAAGGAAAAACCAACAAGAAAAAGGAGGACACAGAAAACAAGAUGCAUAUCAAUGGAGAUAUCUGUCAAAAUGGCUUCGAGAGAAAAGGAAGGGAGAAAAUUAAAAAAUCCAAAAAUAAAGUCAAAGAAUCCACUGGAGGCACAAAACUUCAUGUUCCAGAGACCAGCUCUCCAAAACAGUCCAGAUCUAGGUCAAGGUCACGGUCAAGUUCCUCCAGCUUCUGGUCGAACGGACGGGACUCCAGGUCACGGUCUAGGUCGUACUCUCAUUCUAAGUCACGCUCCAGUUCACGUUCAAGAUCUGAGUCCCGUUCAAGAUCAAGGUCAUACUCAAGAUCCAGGUCAAGGUCAUAUUCUAGAUCUCGUUCAAGGUCUGAUUCCAGAUCAAGAUCCAGAUCGCAUUCUCCAGAGACACCAAGAUCCAAGUCGUCCGAGGAGCCGUCACAAUCGACAACAAAGAGUCUGCCCGUUCCGUCGGUAAAGGCCAGAGACAAAGAUGUGAUGAGUGAUAUAGUGACAAGCAGCUCAAAGAAAAAGCCACCCACAGGACACAGGCAAGGGAAAUUAUUAAAACGAAGGCAAAUGAAGAAAUAUAAAUCAUUUGAAAUAAAUCCUGAUGCUUUUAUUGAGGAGAGAUUAACUCAGAAAUACAGAGAGCUGGAAGAUAUAGUGAAAGGCAAGAGCUUAAAGACUAACACAAUCACAAGACAAUAUAUUGGUCAGAUGGAGAUGUUGAGAGAACAGUAUCACAUGGUGAGUCAUGGAUUAGCUCCUCCAGGGGUGAUUUUACCAAGGAGCCUGUCCCAGGAAAUGAGGACUAAGGGCCAGCAAAAUUCUCAUUACAAGCGGAGGCCCCUUUCAGGGGAAAGUUAUAACAGUGAACUGUCAAACAAAUCCACGGAUAUGGCGUACCGAUCCAUGCAAAACAUUAUCAACGACAGCAAGAAUCCAAAACAUGAAUAUCUGACAAAGAAACAUAAAAAAAGGCCAAAGCGCAAGAAUUCCGAGUCAACUAUUGACAAUUCAUCAUUUCACUCACACAACACUGCAACUACGCAGAAAACGGGCAGCACAGUAGUGACAACGCCCCGAGAUAUAGACGAUCAGGAGAGGAUGAACUACCACUUGAAGUAUUCCAGCAAAGAGGAGCUCCGAAUCUGGCUAAAGAAGAAGGAUAAACUAUACAGGAGGAAAGUCAAAGAGGAAAAGGCAAAGAAAAGGGCAGAGCGAGAACAGAUGGUGCUUGAAGCUAAUGAGAAGUUUGAGAAGAGACUUGAAGCUCAGAAAAUUUACAAAAAGUGGGCCGAUCAGAAAAAUAAGGAGAUUGCAGAUCAGAAGAAAAAAGAAAGGAAAGAACAUAAACGGAUUCUGAAGGAGUAUGAGGAGAAAAACGAAAAGAAGAACAUCCGUCCAGAAUCUGCUCCUCUUCGACGGAAAGAUCCUUCUGGUGGGAUCAAGGUGGAGGGGACUGCCGAUACAAACGUUAAUAUAAGAGAUAAAUCAAACAAAGCAUCGAAUGACUCGGCACUCUUAGCCACUCCUCAUCCACCCACCUCAAAGUUCAUUUACAAGCGCCCUGUAGCUGGACGAAUAAAGCUUGCUGUUAAUGGGAACAGUCCACAUGGCCAAAAAUCUGAGCAAGAACGACCGAAAACUGCGUCUUCGUCACGAUCUAAAAGUGCUGAAGGUAACAGGAUGUCAUACGAUCAGUGGGUCUUACAGAAACGGAAACAGGAUCAGAAGAAAAAAGAAUUAGAAGAAAAGCAUAAAAAAGAUCAAAUGUCGAAAUCUGACCCAGAUCUUAACAAACUUAUUCCUGAUAUUGCAAGAAAAAGAGUCCACAAUGUCCUGGAAGGGAAAAAGAGAAUCGAUACUGGAGUGAAAAGAAUUGAUGAUAAGUUAAAUAAGAAAUUUGGAGGUGCAGAUUUUGAUUCAGAAAGGACAGAGACAGAAGCUAGCGAAAAUGUUCGUUAUUCUUACCGUUUGGAAUCGGACAGGACUGAAACUCCGAGUCCUGGAGGUCAAAUUAAUGUUUCUGGUAAGGCUAUAAAACGACCUCCAACAGGGACCAGGCGUCCUCAGACAGCCCCAUCAGGAAGGGUUCCACCUCCCAAAAAAUCCUCAGGAUCACCGCGACAGGCCAUGGUUCCCAAACUCGAGGAUGUAAUGAAUGAAGAGAACACUUCUAAUCCUUUCAAACUGCCAUUCCCUGCUGAACAGGGAGUACCUAAACAUGUAGCUUCCAGACAGAGGAAGCUUUUUGCAGAGCAAAUUUGGGAGAGGUUGGAGGGUGAAGAGAGACCUGAGCCCCAGGGUAGCGAUGUUCCAGAACCUGCGACUUGUGUAGGAAUGGGGAGUCCACCGGCUAACGACUCUAAGUCAGAGACUGAAGAUGAGAAAGAAAAUACAAACAAGGAUAAAACAGAAAGUAACGGAGAUAACUCAGAAAAUGGAGACAUUGAAAAUGAAGAGCCUAAGAAAGAGGAGCGUGAGGAAAGUAAAGUGUUUUUGACUCAGUUUAAUUCAAUUGACAAUUUAAAUAAAAUUGAAAACACAGAGUUUGAGGCAGACAAAACACAAGACAUUGACGAAAGUCCAGUGAUAGAAAAACUUAACCUGGAUUUCAACGAGAGUUCUCAGAGAGAUAAUGAGUCUGAUUCAGACCAAGCAUCAACAGAUCGUGAUCAGAAAGAAGAGGAAAACUCAACAGAAAAGGAUGAAUCGACACAGGAGAAAGAGGAAUCUGUGAAAGACGAUCAAGAUAAUAAAGAAAGUGAACAAAAUGGAGGAGAUAGCAGUGAGAAGGAUAAGGACAGUCCUAGGAACGUAGACAUUCUUAACUUGGAUCUGGAGAACACGACACGCAGCAGCAAAAGGGUGUCCUUUAAUGAAGCGCCAGAGGUGUUUCAGACGGAAGACUGGAGCACUGACACCCAGACACCAGACGAGGAGAGCUAUAAGUCUGGACUUCACGAUUCUACUGACUCAACUGAGAAACAAAAUGUCACCUUAAGUGAUGAGGACGAUUUCUGAAAAUGAGUAUGUAAAUAUCUCGUUGGUGGCCGCAAAUUUCUGUGACCCUUUCCUGAAUUUCCCACUUAGUACAUUGUUUUGUUUCACAUGUAACCAGACAUCGAAGAACUAUUCUAAUGAACUAGGAAAAAAUAGUUUUUGACGUUUAUCACAUUAUUGCAAUACUUUCCAUAUAAGUCAGGAUAGUUAUUUUAGUGUAAAUGGUAAUCACACACACGAUGUUAUAUGUAUUGACUUUUGAAACCGUCACAUCAUUUGAAAUUAUAGUGCAUUUUAUCCAUCUCGGUUGUUGGUACAGUUGUAUAGGUCUCAUAUUCAAUGUCUUACAUAAUUUUUAUUCAAAUAUUUGUCGUUUAUUUUUCUCAAA